Messenger RNA from Diachasmimorpha longicaudata, 1505 nucleotides. RefSeq lists its product as uncharacterized. Gene Ontology annotation, molecular function: DNA-binding transcription factor activity, RNA polymerase II-specific; DNA binding. The record is from RefSeq and is a predicted model, not a curated record. Gene Ontology annotation, biological process: regulation of transcription by RNA polymerase II. The transcript is spliced from 4 exons. Lineage: Eukaryota; Metazoa; Arthropoda; Insecta; Hymenoptera; Braconidae. Bases 90 to 1505 code for a protein of 471 amino acids.
UUGGUGGGGGUGGUGGUGCGUAGCAAGAUGUCCUCGAAAUUGGAUUAGGAUAAAUAGAUGUUUUAGUUAAUCGCUUUUUUUGUGGUGAAAUGAUACCCUCGUCAGCCACGAUGCUGAAGAACUUGGAGCAACGAGCUGCAUCGAAUUUUCUAAUGGAGAAUUUACUGCAGAAUAAAACGACAAAUGGUGGUGAUUUUAGUUUGACAUUGAAUUGGGCAGCGAGUUUGAUGGUAAGAAAGCGUGACGAGUCGUUGAUCGGUUCGAGUGACAGUGUUAUGAAGAAUCAGAAGCCGGAGAGUGACAUUGAUCGUGAUAUUGAUGAUGAGACAAUGGCACAUACCGAUGGUGAUUUAGAAACUGAAAGUGAACUGGAGAUAAACGUUGAUAUGACGAACAGUUAUCACGAAAGAUUGUUGCAAUUUCGAUUAGGGAAGGGAUUGAAAUCGGAUGACGUACAGGACGAGAGAUUUGUGCGGGAGGAAUCGGACAGGGAGUGGAUGAGUUUUAAUGUGAUUGAGGAUAAUUCGACGAAGCCAAUGAAAAGUGAUGAGAGACUUGCCAAUGACGAGCCGUGUAGUGGUAGUUGUGCUGAUGAUCAGUGUCAGAGUACCUUGAGUCCGAGUCACUCGUACAUCAGCACAGCUGUGGAAUCACGAGUCAUUCAGACGAAGGAAAAACCCGAGUUGAAGUUCGGGGUGAAAGCUAUACUAGGGGUGGAUAACGACAAACGACGCAAUUCGGAAAAUCCACCGGUACUCCAGAUACUACCUAACUACAAUGAUAGUCUACAACCCUCGCUGACUAUUCAGAGUGGUUAUGUGUCGAGAAUAGCUAAACCAAUAGCACGACCAACGGCAUAUCACCCUCAUCAUCCACCCCACUCGACACACCAAGCGGGGCCGCCGGCGCAGCAUCCUUUUCCACCGCACGCACAUCAUACCCUGCAACUGUUGGCUUAUCGUGGACCCUAUCUGACUGUGAGUAAUCCAGGCAAUGGCGGUCAUCUUUCGGGAAGCUCCACCGUGGGGGGAGCGGUUUUUCCCACUGCGAUUCAACCGGGCCUGAGUGAUCUUGCGAGCUUAAGUACAGCGUGCUUCCCCUGGGCAGCAAGCACACGCGGCCGACCUAGAAAGGGAAUGAUGAGACGAGCUGUCUUCUCAGAUACCCAGAGGCGGGGACUGGAGAAACGGUUUCAACUGCAAAAAUAUAUCAACAAACCGGAACGGAAGAAACUUGCAGAACGCCUCGGCCUCAAGGACUCACAGGUGAAAAUUUGGUUUCAAAAUCGCCGGAUGAAAUGGAGAAAUACUAAGGAACGAGAGCUAAUGGCGUCCGGUGGAUCACGUGAACAAACGCUACCGAAUAAAAAUAAUCCAAAUCCAGAUUUGAGCGAUACUGACAAUGAUCGGUCCAGUAGAUUGGAACUGAGCAGCGAUGUCUCGACACUGACAAGUUACACCGAUUUUACUGAUAACGAAGAAAAUGAAGAGAUAAAUGUCACAUGA